This is a messenger RNA of Ciona intestinalis (vase tunicate), 1218 nucleotides long. RefSeq names its product malate dehydrogenase, mitochondrial-like. Lineage: Eukaryota; Metazoa; Chordata; Ascidiacea; Phlebobranchia; Cionidae. Gene Ontology annotation, biological process: carboxylic acid metabolic process; tricarboxylic acid cycle. Gene Ontology annotation, molecular function: L-malate dehydrogenase (NAD+) activity. The record is from RefSeq and is a predicted model, not a curated record. Gene Ontology annotation, cellular component: mitochondrion; cytoplasm.
GUGUUAGUUUCAGUUUAAUCAAAAUUUAGGAAAUUUUUAAUUUAAACUUUAAAAAAUGGCUGCCAGUUUGACUCGAGUUAUGCAAAUGAACAAGAUGAAAAGCCUCUCGAUGCUUGCAAGAAGCUUUUCCGUCAGCAGUCAAAGCAACUACAAAGUGUCAGUGUUAGGAGCGUCUGGUGGUAUUGGUCAACCGAUGUCUCUUCUAUUGAAGCAAACACCUGGUGUGAAGGAACUUGCUUUGUAUGAUAUCGCUCAUACUCCGGGUGUUGCUGCUGAUCUUAGUCAUAUUGAUACUGCUGCUAAAGUCACAGGUCACACCGGCCCUGAAGAAAUAGGAGAAUGUUUGAAAGGAUGUGACGUGGUUGUUAUUCCAGCUGGUGUACCAAGAAAACCAGGAAUGACAAGAGAUGAUCUUUUCACCACAAAUGCUAGCAUUGUGGCUGAGCUCUCAAAAGCAUGUGCUAAAUAUUGCCCUAAAGCAUUCAUUUGCAUUAUCUCAAACCCAGUGAACUCCACGGUUCCCAUCUGUUGCGAGAUCUUCAAGAAAUCUGGUGUCAGUGACGUCAGCAAAGUGUUUGGUGUUUCAACAUUAGACAUUGUGCGUUCCAACACUUUUGUUGCUGAAGCCAAGGGAUUAGACGUUUCCACUGUUAACGUCCCAGUAGUUGGUGGCCAUGCUGGUAUCACAAUCAUACCGUUGAUCUCACAAUGUCAACCACCUGUCAGUUUCGAACAAGCUGAAUUGGAAGCCCUUACUGCUCGUAUUCAAGAUGCUGGGACCGAGGUUGUUAAGGCAAAGGCUGGAGCUGGUUCUGCUACUUUGUCAAUGGCUUAUGCUGGUGCACGAUUUGCAGCAUCUGCUUUGGAUGCUUUGAGUGGAAAGGAAGGAGUGGUUGAAUGCGCGUUUGUUCCAACAGACAAAUCUGAGUGUGGAUAUUUCUCAACUCCACUUGUUCUUGGGCCAAAUGGUAUCGAGUCCAACCUUGGUCUGAACAAACUGUCGCCAUAUGAGCAGACAUUGGUGGAAGCUUGCAUGCCAGAACUUAAAGGUUCUAUUAAAAAGGGAGAAGACUUUGCACGCAACUACAAUUAAUUAUCAUUUGCUUAGUCGCAGUAAACAUUGUUUUAGUUCAAUCUUUCUGUUGUAAGUUCAGAGUAUUUCAUAAUUUGUUAAAGUUGCUUUACUGCUCGUCAAUAAUUAAACAAACAUGUUCCAGG